This is a messenger RNA of Zingiber officinale, 1690 nucleotides long. Its product is annotated as cytochrome P450 71A1-like. Gene Ontology annotation, molecular function: monooxygenase activity; heme binding; iron ion binding. The transcript has 2 exons. The record is from RefSeq and is a predicted model, not a curated record. The coding region runs from base 21 to 1553 and encodes 510 amino acids. Lineage: Eukaryota; Viridiplantae; Streptophyta; Magnoliopsida; Zingiberales; Zingiberaceae.
CAAAGCCAUCAUCGGCCGUCAUGUCUGUGAUCUUGUCGGCUGCUACUUUUCUCCCCCAAUUCUCUCCCUCAUGGAUCCUCGCCGCCUUGCUUUUCAUCUCCGCGUUCUUCUUCCUCCGGCGGCCACCUAAGAGGAAGAUCCGAAUCCCCUCGCCGCCGACACUCCCUCUCAUCGGAAACCUGCACCAGCUUGGCCCCCUCGCUCAUCGCUCCAUGCGGACUCUCUCCGCCAAACACGGCCCCGUCAUGCUCCUCUACUUCGGCCCCAUCCCAACCGUCGUAGUCUCCUCCCCUGCUGCCGCAGAAGACGUGAUGAAGACCAACGACCACGCCUUCUCUAGCCGCCCCGACACCAGCUUGGCCGACCGCAUCUUCUAUGGCGCGCGCGAUAUUGCCCUGUCCAAGUACGGGGAGUACUGGCGGCGGGUGCGCCGCAUCUGCGUCGUGCACCUGCUCAGCCCCAAGCGUGUCCACUCCUUCCGCUCCGUCAGAGCAGAGGAGGCGGCACGCCUCGUGUCCGCCGUCCGCUGCGCCUGCGCAGCCAGCAGUCCGGUGAAUGUCACCGAGCUGAUCUCCGCCUUCACGUGCGACGUGCUUUGCCGGGUGUUGUUUGGGAAGAAGGGGGAGGGGGGCGGGAGAGCAGAGCUCUCUCUCCACACCCAUGUGGUUGAGGCGGUGGGCGGCUCAUUUCCGAUGCGUGACUUCUCGCCCUGGCUCGCUUGGCUCGACUGGUUAAGCGGAUUGGAUGCGAAGGUGAAGAAGGCAUCGUCAGACUUCGACGCCUUCGUGGAGAAGAUACUCAAGGAGCACGAGAGCGAUAGGAUCAUCUUCUCCGAUGAUCACGAUGCUCGCAGAACCGACAUGGUCGAUGUGUUGCUCUCUCUGCGCAACGACGGCAGCGAUUCACUCAGCCGGGAAAGUAUAAAGGCCGUCAUUUUGGACAUGUUCACCGCCGGGACUGAUACAACCAACACGACCAUAGACUGGGCGAUGGCGGAACUCAUCAGGCACCCAAAAACCAUGGCCAAGGCUCAAGAAGAGAUCAGACAAAUAGUUGGAUGGAAAGAGGAGGUUGGAGAGGAGACAGUGCAGGGAAUGCCGUACUUGAAGGCGGUGAUCAAGGAGACGCUAAGGUUGCAUCCUCCUGCUCCCAUACUUUUCCCGAGAGAGUCGAUGGAGGACGCCCGAGUGUUGGGUUAUCACGUCCCGAAAGGUACGAGGAUGGUGGUCAACGCUUGGGCGAUCGGCAGGGACCCGGCCUCGUGGGAGGAGGCGGAGGAGUUUCGUCCCGAGAGGUUCUUGAACAGCAAAAGCUUCGAUUUUAAAGGGCUGGAUUUCGAGUUUAUACCGUUCGGAUCGGGGCGAAGAGGUUGUCCUGGAAUUGACUUUGCAAUCGUCACCACCGGACUUGCGCUCGCCACUCUGCUCUACCAUUUCGAUUGGGAGUUGCCCGAGGGAGUGAAAGAGGAGGAUAUGGACAUGACUGAAUCGCCGGGGUUUUCUCUCAAGCGGAAAUCCAAUCUGAUCCUUGUGAGUAAACCUAUGAACCAUUAGUAAUUAUCUUAUCUUGUACUAUAAGUAUUGAGCUAUGCCACCAUUGAUGUGGGAAUUAAGGUCUUCUGUUCACUUCCACUGUUUUCUUAUAUAUGCAAGUCGAUCAUGCAUGCAUCUCUGACGAUGCCUUAUACUUA